UCCCGGCCGAGCAGCAGGCAGCCGGCGUGACGGCGACUCGGCGGCAGCUAUGAGAAGGUGGAUGUUGGCGCGCUUUCUUCUCGACACAGUCACCAGGCGAAACGGGCUCUUGAUGUGUGCCAGCUAAUGUUUCCCAUCUGCGACACCGUGCCAGAAACUAUCAUAACGGCGCAGCAGCGUCGGCUAGCGGAGGGCCAUGGGUUCGCUGCCGAACCUGCACGCCAUCGGCUCGGAGCGGCCGGCGGCCAGCCGCCUCCAGCCGUGGGAUGACUGCAUGCUCGAGCUGUCGGGGUGCCCGUCGCCGCGUGCCUGCCGCCUGCACCGCGCCUCCCUCAGCAGCUCGGGAGCCUCCUCGGUGCGCCGCCUCAUCGCCAGCGUCCGCUCGGCGCCGCCCGCGCUCGGCCCCGGCUACCCCAGGCGCCGCCUGCUGCGCAACCACGCCGCCCUCUGCCUCGGGCAGGUGUCGUGGUCCGGCGGGCCGGCGCCGCUGCUGGCGCUGUCGGCGUGGUGGCCGGGGGCGGCGCCGGGGCGCGCCCCGCUGCUGGCGGCGGCGCUGUUCGCGGCGGCGGCGCUCUCGUGCGUCGCGGCGCCGCCGCUGGUGCGCCGGCUGGGGGCGGCGCGGCUGCUGCUGGCCGGCCACGCGCUCGCCGCCUGCUUCCUGGCCGCGCACCUGCUGCCCGUGCCGGCCGCCCUCGUACCCGCCUACCUGCUGCAGGGCGCCGCCCUCGGCCCGGUGAACCUGGCUCGUGUGGCGCAACUGUGGGCACUGUCGACGCGCCUGCCGGGCUGUGACGUCACCGCCAUCGGCGCAGGCGGCGGCUUCGGGGACGCGGGCCUCACGCUGGGCAGCGCGCUCGCCGCCGCGCUGCUCGCCUGGGCCGCCUCCACCGUGUCGCCGAUGCCGGGCGCCGUGUGCGGCGCCUCUGCCUGCCCGCCGGCCUCGGACGCCGACGCCGACGCCGCUGCCGCUGCGGGCGACGUUUCGGAGAUGCCGGCGCCGGCGUCGUCUGGCGCCGAAGAGCUGGGCUGCCGCGCGGGCCCGCUGCUGGCGGCCGUGCUGCUGGGUUUGGCCGUGGCCGGCGCCGCGCUCUCCGCCGCCUGCCUGGACCGCCUGCCCGCGCCGCCGCCGCCGCCCAGCCGCCCCCGGCCGCCCCCCGCGCCCGCCCCCGCCGCCCCCGCCGCCGGCGACGGCCGCCUGCCCGCCCGCGUGGCGCGCGCCUUCGCCGCUCCGCCACUCGCCCUCUUCGUCGGGCUGGGGCAGGCCUUCAUGAUGGCCGACUUCUCCAGGUGGUACGUGGCGUGCGUGCUGAGCCUGCCCAGCGUGUCGCUGUGCUUCGUGGCGCUGGGGGCGCUGCGCUGCGUCGCCAGCCUCACGCUCAACCUGGUGCUGCCCCACAUCUGCCGCCUGCUCGCCGUCGGUGUGGGGGCUGCUUUCCAUUCCUGCCUGCUGCUAGUAUUGGUUCUGUGGCAGCCCUCCAGUGAUGACUCAGCCCUGUUCUUUGUCAUUGCUGCUGCCUGGGGAGUGUGCGAUUCUAUCUGGGAAACACUUGCUCUCACGUCGGGGCUGACAUCACAGGGAGACGCCUGGCCAGAGUGGCUGGCCCGCUGGGACAUGUUCCGCUGCCUCGGCCUCGCACUUGCUUUUGUGCUGCACCCUCUGUUGUGUGUCCAAGUGAAGCUCUACAUUCUGGCAGCUACCCUCGUGCUCGGUGUUCCUCCGUAUGCGUGGUUGGAAAUCCAGCAUGAUGCCAAGAUGACAGGACUGUGAGGACAUCCCUCCCGGGUUCAUUGUUUCUGACUGUAGGACAUCUACAAAUCUGGUUUUUCAAAACUAACAGAAACUUCUCAUAUGAGUAUUUUCCAAAGACCUAUUUCACCAUUUUUGGUUAAACUUUUCUGUAUUGCAAUACCACAAGUUUAUUAUAAAAAGUGUGAUUCCUGGAAAAAUAUUAAUUUAAUAUUUUUAAUCAAGUGAGAAAGAAAAAACAUGUUGCGUUACAUAAUAAUGGUGGUAUUAUUUACAAGGAAUAUGAAUUGUGCAGAAAAAUUUCUUACUCACAUCUACUAUGUUAAGUAAUUGCUCAUACUCAAAUUUUCAACACUGACAAGUUCCAUUGCCUUACCAAACAAGUAUUUAAGUGUGUCAGAAAAUAUUUAUAUUUAAAGUUGUUACUGUAAAAUUUCUCUCAAUGUAUUAAUUUUUUUAUAUAUAACAUUUGUUGUUCUGUUCUUUAAUUGUUUGUCUGAGGCUUGCAAGUUUACAAUGGAAGUUUUAAAAUUGUGUACUGUAAUGCAAUCAGUUGACUCAAAGAACAAUGCAGUGACAAGUGUUGGCAAGCACAACCAGCAAUAGCUGAGACUCUUCCCUAUCGCCAGCUGAAUAACUAUUCAGCAGGAAGAGUUCAAGCAAAAAGAACAAAGGUUGUAAAAAGGUAGUGUCCACAUUUCUGUCUUCUCUCACUUUUCUUCCUUGUUUGUAUGAAGAUAUAUAUCAACUGUCCCUGUUGAUAUUUAUCAAUGCCUGUAAGCAGCUAAAAGUUGGAUUUUGUUGUAAUCUCUUUCUUCCUUGUUGUUCCAUUUCCUCUCUGUGCCUAAGUAGAAUAUCACACUAGUGAAACUAAAAACGAAUUAGCAGUACUUUUUCCCAACAAUGGAUAUCUUUCUGUGACACAUACGUCUUCUCAAGGCCUAAAACUUGUGAGAGCUUAAGGUGUACGGAGCACAAUGAAUGAAUGGUAUUUUAAAACUUGGUGAUGUAUCAUUUAUUUGCUUAAAAAUGCAUCACAAUUUCAACAGAAGAAGCUGGGUGAAACUGAUGUCUGCAUUGCACUCAGCAAGCAACCACACAGUGUGGCGUCGAGUGUACUCAUGCUAGCACCGUCUUUUCUCUCCUCCUCUGUU
Messenger RNA from Schistocerca serialis cubense, 2901 nucleotides. RefSeq names its product UNC93-like protein. The record is from RefSeq and is a predicted model, not a curated record. Gene Ontology annotation, biological process: regulation of muscle contraction; regulation of potassium ion transport. The transcript is spliced from 11 exons. Bases 197 to 1768 code for a protein of 523 amino acids. Gene Ontology annotation, molecular function: potassium channel regulator activity. Gene Ontology annotation, cellular component: plasma membrane; striated muscle dense body. Lineage: Eukaryota; Metazoa; Arthropoda; Insecta; Orthoptera; Acrididae.